Molecule: messenger RNA, 2361 nt
Organism: Linepithema humile (Argentine ant)
Lineage: Eukaryota; Metazoa; Arthropoda; Insecta; Hymenoptera; Formicidae
Gene: crn
Product: pre-mRNA splicing factor crn
Biological process (GO): spliceosomal complex assembly; mRNA splicing, via spliceosome
Cellular component (GO): precatalytic spliceosome; post-mRNA release spliceosomal complex; Prp19 complex
Molecular function (GO): protein binding
Source: RefSeq, a predicted model, not a curated record
AUUUUGAUAUACGUGAAGUUAGUUGUUGCAGGUAUAUUUGUUUGUAUCGGUUAUUGAGAUUUGUACUGAUUUUAACAAGUUGUCAAUAAUUUAAAGCAAAAGUGACCAAACUUCAGUUUCACAUAUUUUAUUUGUCUCUUACAAUUGACAUAUUUAUGGAGAAUUGCAUGUCUGAUGCAAUAAUCUUGUGAUAAAUGAUACCUUAAGAAAAUGUGACGUGUAGAGUGCCACAAGGAUUAAAGAAUUUGAUACCACCUCUUAUAGUUCAAUAAAGAUCAUGGAGAAGUCACAGAAAAUGCCGAAAGUGGCGAAGGUUAAAAAUAAGGCGCCUGCGGAAAUACAAAUCACCGCUGAGCAACUGCUGCGUGAAGCUAAAGAGCGUGACUUGGAGAUCCUACCGCCGCCGCCAAAACAAAAGAUCUCGGAUCCACAUGAGCUUGCUGAUUAUCAACACCGCAAGCGUAAAGCAUUUGAGGACAUUAUUCGUAAGAAUCGCAUGAUUAUCACCAAUUGGAUGAAAUAUGCUCAAUGGGAGGAGAGUCAAAAGCAGAUUCAACGGGCGAGAUCCAUUUAUGAACGAGCGUUGGAAGUGGACCAUCGGAAUAUAGCACUAUGGCUUAAGUACACUGAGAUGGAGAUGCGCAACCGGCAGGUGAAUCACGCCAGGAAUCUAUGGGAUCGUGCAGUUACUUUGCUCCCGCGGGCCAAUCAAUUCUGGUACAAGUACACAUACAUGGAGGAAACUUUGGAGAAUAUUGCCGGCGCGCGUCAAGUAUUUGAGCGAUGGAUGGAGUGGGAACCAGACGAGCAAGCCUGGCAAACGUAUAUUAAAUUUGAGCUGCGCUAUAAGGAAACUGAGCGGGCUCGACAAAUUUAUGAGCGCUUUGUGAUGGUUCAUCCCGACGUGAAACACUGGAUAAAGUACGCACGCUUCGAAGAAUCGUACGGAUUCAUCAGGGGCGCGCGAGCCGUGUACGAACGAGCCGUGAAUUUUUACGGGGACGAAGGUCUAGAUGAGAAGUUAUUCCUGGCCUUCGCCAAAUUCGAGGAAGGCCAGCGGGAACACGAUCGGGCCCGAAUAAUCUACAAGUAUGCUUUGGACCACAUACCGAAGAGUAACACUCAAGAAAUUUACAAGGCGUACACGAUUCACGAGAAGAAGUAUGGCGAUCGUUCGGGCAUCGAGGAUGUCAUAGUUAGCAAAAGGAAGCAUCAGUACGAGCAAGAAGUGAAGGAGAAUCCCUCAAACUACGAUGCGUGGUUUGAUUACUUGAGAUUGGUGGAAUCCGAGGGUAACGUCGACGUGAUUCGCGAGACGUACGAGCGAGCGAUCGCCAACGUGCCGCCCACGAAAGAGAAGCAAUUUUGGCGAAGAUACAUCUAUUUGUGGAUUAAGUACGCUCUUUUUGAGGAACUGGAGGCCAAGGAUGUCGAGCGAUGCCGGCAAGUGUACAAGGUAUGCUUGGAGCUCAUACCGCAUAAGCGUUUUACCUUUUCGAAGAUCUGGCUGCUCUACGCUAACUUUGAGAUACGACAGAAGAAUUUGGGCAAGGCGAGAAAAAUGUUGGGUUUAGCUUUGGGAAUCUGCCCAACGGAUAAGCUGUAUCGAGGAUACAUUGAUUUGGAAAUACAGCUGGUGGAGUUUGAUCGGUGUCGCAAGCUGUACGAGAAGUUUCUCGAAUUCGGCUCGGAGAACUGCACCACAUGGAUGCGUUUCGCCGAAUUGGAGACGCGACUGGGCGAGAUCGAGCGAGCUCGAGCGAUAUACGAGUUCGCCGUUGCACGACCGAGGCUGGACAUGCCAGAGCUGUUGUGGAAAUCGUAUAUCGACUUCGAGAUUGCUCAGGGCGAAACAGAGAACGCCCGACAGCUGUUCGAGCGACUGCUAGAACGUACUUUGCAUGUCAAAGUCUGGAUAGCGUAUGCCAAGUUUGAGCUGUUGAAUCCGCAACUGGAGGAUAGCCCUGAUAAUGUCAUAUUAGCGAGGCGUAUCUUUGAACGUGGAAAUGAUGCGUUGAGAUCCAGCGGGGACACCGAGAGUCGCGUAUUGCUGUUGGAAGCUUGGAAAGACUUCGAGAGCGAGAAAGGCACUUCUGAAACUGUUGCCAAGAUCACGGAUAAGAUGCCGCGCAGAGUGAAGAAGAAGCGUCGCGUUGUCGAUGAAGACGGCAACGACGACGGCUGGGAAGAAGUCUACGACUUUGUAUUUCCAGAAGAUGAAGCGCAGAGGCCGAAUCUGAAGUUCUUGGCCUCCGCGAAAGCUUGGAAGGACAGUUUAAAUACAUGAAUGAAAAUUUUUUACCUAAUCAUAUAAGUAUUGUAUUAUAAUUUGUAUUAUAAAUAAAUAUAAAUAAAUGUAAA